Messenger RNA from Gavialis gangeticus (Gharial), 3058 nucleotides. RefSeq names its product R3H domain and coiled-coil containing 1 like (gene R3HCC1L). The record is from RefSeq and is a predicted model, not a curated record. Lineage: Eukaryota; Metazoa; Chordata; Crocodylia; Gavialidae. Bases 124 to 2541 code for a protein of 805 amino acids. The transcript has 6 exons.
UUUGGGCAAUGCCUGUUGUGCCCCCUGCGCACCUGCCCAGUGUGACCCCGGGGCUGCCCCGCAAUGCGGUGCCUGCCGUGCUAGUGAUCGGCCUCCUUCUCUCCCUUGCAGGUGGAGGCGGCCAUGCAGCAGGAGGGGGAGAGGACCCGGGCUCGACCCCGCAAGCCCGACAUGGCCCUGUACGUACCCAAAGCACGCCGGGAGCGGGCAGCUGGCGCCGGCACUGCGCUGCCCGCGGGGCACCAGAGGGAGGAGGAGAGACCGUGCCGGCCACCGAAGGAGCUCUCCAGUGGCCGCAGCAAGAGGCAGAGCCCCAGUGCCCGUGAGCACCUGGCUGGAGACAGCCGGAGACCAGACGGGAAGGCGAGGAAGGGGCCGGCCCGUGGGGACGUGGCAUCAGGCAGCCGAGGAGCUCGUGGCCGGUGCCCUCCAGUUCCCAGGCAGCAGCAGGAGGACCCGUCCCUGUCUCGCUGCCCGCGGGAGCAGGCUGCUGCGGGGACAGGGGACAGUGGGGACAGGAGCCGUGGGACCCCCGGCUUCCAGGAGCCACGGGCUGGCAUUGCCCCGUCUCAUCCCGCAGAGAGUGCUCUGGCGGCCUGCUCGGCAGCGCCGGGCUCUUCCUCCGAGCCUGCGAAUGGCACGGCGGGCGGCGGAGCAGAGCGGGCAGGCGCGAGCAUCCCGCGUCAGGCGGAGCAGGGCCCGGGCUUUGCGGCACUGCCGGCAGGCAGGGAGGCGGGGAGCGUGCCGGAGGCUGCAGCAGGGAGUGAGGAGAAGGCGCGUGAGCUCACGGCGAGCGUGUGUCAUGUCACAGGGGACAGCGCCCCGGCUGCGAGCACGGGUAGCUCAUGUGAGUGCUCGGCAGGGAGUGUCCCAGAGCCAACAGAGGUGAACAGGGAAAGCCCCCCUGAGCUCGCCGAGAGGGAUGUGCGUAGCGCAUCCAAGCUUGCAAGGGAGAGCGUCCCGGCUCCAGCAGAGCAGAGCGUGUGUGGUGCACUUGAGUUUGUAGGGGAGUAUGCGGGGAGCGCGUCUGCAGUCUCAGGGAAGGACCUGGAUCUGAGGGGGGAGAGCGUGGGCAGCCUAUCCGAGCUGCUAGAGGAGAGCGUGGGGAGCGCGUCCGAGCUUGCGGGGGAGGGUGUCCCCAGUCAUGGAGCGCAGGGCCUAGAUUGCACUAGUGAACUCCCUGGGGACAACGCAGGGAGCACAUCUGAGCUUGCAGGAGAGAGCGUCCUGGCUCCAGCAGAGCAGAGCAUGUGUGGUGCACUUGAGCUCGUAGGGGAGCGCACAGGUGGCAUGUCUGCCAUCUCGGGACAAGACCUGGGCCUGAGUGAGGAGACCGUGGGCAGCCUGCCUGAGCGUCUAGAGGAGAGCGCAGGGAGUGCAUCUGAGCUUGCAGGGGAAGGCAUCCCCUGUCAGGGAAGGGAGCUCGCCAGGCUUGCAGCAGAGUUUGCAGGCUUGCAUGCAGGGAGCGUGGCGGAGCAUGUGGGGGGCCCGGCAGAGCUUGUAGGUGAGCGUGCAGGUCAGGUGCCCCCCUGUGCAGCUGGGCACGCUGCCGGUGUGCUGGGCCAGGCGGGUGGAGGCCCGGGUGAGCUUGGCGGGGAGGGAGCAGACACCACGUCUGUCUGGGCCGGCUCGGGCAUCGGGGUCUCUCUGGGGGGCGAGUUCGAGGCCAGCAGCGGGGCCAGCGGACGCGCCGAGGGGGUCUCUGGCUGUGCAGUGGCAGGCGCGGUCCAGGGGUCCCCUCACACAUGCAGCGAGCUCGCUCAGUCUCCGGCAGCGCCGUGCUGCCCCUCGGACAGCGCGGAGCCGCUCCUGGGGGGCAGCUCGGCUGUGGAGCAAGAUGCCAGCACGUCGAGUCGGCCAGGCUCGGACGGGGGGUCAGCGUCAUCCUGCCAGGAGGGAGACGGCCCCGGGGCCCCGAGCAAUGGCAGCGCCGCGGCUGAGAGCUGGGACGCCCUGUUCAACGACGACGGCGACUGCCUGGACCCGCGGCUGCUGGAGGAGCUGUCGGGCGGGGGCGAGCCCCGGCAUGGCGUGCAGGAGCCCCGCUUUGACUACUACAGCCCCCGGGCGGCCGGGCCGGACCUGAGCGACGCGGAGCUGCCCCACGUCAUCGAGAUCUACGACUUCCCGCAGGACUUCCGCACCGAGGACCUGCUGCGCGUCUUCUGCGCCUACCAGAAGAAGGGCUUCGACGUCAAGUGGGUGGACGACUCGCACGCCUUGGGGAUCUUCUCCAGCCCCAUCACAGCCCGCGACGCGCUGAGCAGCAAGCACCUGAUGGUGAAGACGCGGCCACUGUCCCAGGGCACCCGAGCUGCCCAGGCUAAGGCCAGGGCCUGUGCGGAGUUCCUGCAGCCGGUGAAGGAGCGUCCCGAGACGACGGCAGCCCUGGCCAGGCGGCUGGUGAUCGGCGCCCUCGGCGUGCGGAGCAGCCAGAGCCGAGCCCAGCGGGACGCUGAGCGCAAGCAACUGCAGGAGGCCCGAGAGAGGAAGCGCCUGGAGAACAAGCAGCGGGAGGACAUCUGGGAAGGCCGGCAGUGAGCCGGCUGCCGGGAAGAGGCUGCCCCACUGGUGCCAGCCGGAGGCUGGGUCCGGGGUUCGAAUGCUGCAGCAGCACUGUCAGCCCAGGGAGCAGGGGCAGGCGGUCCGGUCUAUCUGGGCUCAGAGGGAGCCUCUUGGUGCGGUCAGGGCUCCUGCCCCAGCCUGAUACCGCUGUGUGGGGCUGCAGGGUGGGCCCUGCCCACCAGGCCCUUCUCCAGCUCUCCCGCACCCCGGGAAGGCUGGAAGAGUUGUGGUGCGGGGUCUCGCGGCUGGGCUGGGGAGACCCUGAGCCAGGGACCCAUGGUGCCUGCCUGGCGCUGCCCAGCUCCAUCUCAGGGUCAUUGCCCCAGUGCUGCAGCUGGGGCCAAGCAAAGAGCUGGGGGCUGCGGGAGGCCAUUGCUGCCCCACGCCGAGCUGCUGGAGCCACAAGGGAGCACCGGCCUGGAGUCCCUGCAGAGCUGUGUGUGCAGAGUUGCUGUCCUUUAUUUUCCUAUUAAAUGCCAUUUAUUUUAUACUG